AGGUGGAGGUCAUGCUCUCCUUCAUCCAGUCACAGAAUCCUAAUGACAGCAGGUGCUGCACUUUUGAUGAGCCUCUCAGUUCCUGUGGCUACAGUCAGUCAGAUGAUGAUGAUCUCAACUGGGAUCAGGUGAAUGCGCCCAUGAAGCCGUCCUCGGGUCAAGGGAUGCCAUCGGGUUCCUUCAUGCUGGUGAACACAUCUGGAAGAUUUGCCGGACAGAAAGCUCACCUCCUGAUGCCCCAUCUGAAAGAAAAUGAUACACAUUGUAUUGAUUUUCACUAUUAUGUUUCAAGCAAGAGUGGAGCUAGCCCUGGCACUUUGAAUGUAUAUGUGAAGGUUAAUGAUGGUCCUAUUGGUAACCCAGUCUGGAACACAUCUAUCACUGCCACUUGGAAUAGAGCAGAACUGGCAAUUAGUACUUUCUGGCCCAAUUUUUAUCAGGUAUGUCUUACCUUUUAUGAAAUUUCAUUUCUCAUAAUACCUAAUGGUUGUUAA
Molecule: messenger RNA, 494 nt
Organism: Cyanistes caeruleus (blue tit)
Lineage: Eukaryota; Metazoa; Chordata; Aves; Passeriformes; Paridae
Source: RefSeq, a predicted model, not a curated record